GACGGGACGGGAGGGGCGCGGCGGCGGCGGCGGGAGGCGGUGGCGGCCCGCGGGUGUCCGUCGGGAGGCGUGGCGGGGAGGAGAGAGAGGCCCCGCGCGGGGAGGACCGUUACUCGCCAGAUGUUUGGCAGCGACCGGCGGAGGAAGUCGCUGCCGGGGCCCUGAGUCCCGCCCGAGCCGCGGCCGGAGAGCAAAAGCAGUGCCCCCCCGCCAUGGCCCGCACCGUUCCCCCGGCAGCGCCGCCGCCUCCACCGGGGCCGCCGUCGGCCCGCGGUUCCCUCAGCCUCCACCGCGCUUACCUGCGGAGCCCGCUGGGGCUGCUGCGCCUGGGGCAGCUGGCGCUGGGGGCUGCCUUCUGGGUGACGGUGGCGGCUCACAAAUACGAGGGGGCGGCCCACUUCGCCCUCUUCGCCGCCGUCCUGGUCUGGCUCCUCACCCUGGCCCUCUUCGGGCUGAGCCUGCUGGGGCGCUGGACGCUGGUGCCCUGGCUGGGCUCCCGCUGGCUCCUCACCAACCUGGUGCACGACCUGGCGCUGGGCGUGGGGCUCUACGCGGCCGCCACCGGCAUCAUGGGCUACAAAGCUGGGCGGAAAAGCUAUUGCAACCUGCCGGGCUACAGCCAGCACUGCCUCUACGGUGCCUACCUGAGCGCCUCCAUCUGCGGGGGCAUCGCCGCCUGCCUGUACCUCUUCUCUGGGCUCUACUGCCUGUCACGCCGCUGCCGGGACCAGCGCGACAUCAUCUGAGACCCCGCGGCGCUCGGCUCCCCUUCUCCUUGCCUGCAGACAGAGGACAGCCCCCCUUGGGGACCAAGUGACCCUGCUGCCCCAUCCCCUCCUGGCUGCACCACGCUUCCUCCGGAGACUCCUGCGCAGAUGGAUGGACAGGCAGAGGCCUUUCCCAAGCACGGCUUUCCCUGCAUCCCGCUGAGACAGUGUGGACACCCAGCCGCUGCACAGGCCCCUCUCCCACCUCUGGACAGACGUUGGCUAUUGCAAGUGGAAGGACCCAAGCGGAGACCCCCUAAGAGGGACCCCAAUUUCUGGGGGCCCCUCAGGGCCCCUGCCCAACUCCCCUGCCCCCGGCCUUGCAGAUGCUGCGUGCUCAGGUGGGUGCUGACCUGUCCCCGGGGUGGAGGAGGACUGGCCUGGGGGAGCUGAGAUGGCGGUGGUGGUUUGUGGUGGGGUUGGGUGGGCAUAAACCCCGCUCCCCAACCCCCUGGCAGCCCCCUCCUGCCGUUCCUAGCUGUGCAGUGCCUCUGCGUUUCCCUAAUGGAGGCUCUGAUCUCGGCUUCCCCAGCCCAGGCCCCUCCUCCUGUCUGGCCUGAACACGUCCGCCGUCCGCCGUCUUGCUGGAGCCCCGCGGGGCUCAGCCCCUCCCUGCCCUGCGCUCUGGGGGUGUGGAGACACCCUGGUCCUGCAGCGGGUGCUGGGCGAAGCCUGAGCUGGCAUCACCUUGGGGGCCGAGUCUACAGGGCUGCGGGGCGAGGGGAAGGGAGAGCGGGGCCACAGCCUGAUCCUGGGCUGGGGGCAAAUUCCUCUGCCAUACUGCCCCGUGAGGGAGCUGAGCAUCCCUGGAGUUGAAGGGAGUCGGACACCGGGUCGUUCUCUUCCUCUGCCCCCCUGCAGCGAGGUUGGUGGCUCUGAGCCACCCAGAGCCACCGAGCCUGCCCUGGGGCCUGGCUGCUCCGUCAGAGACAGGCAUGGCCUUGCCAACAGUGCUGGAGACCGGCCCGUGCAGCCCUGCCUGGCUCUGCAACACUUGGUUUAUCAACCCGGAAAACUCUCGUCUUGGGAUUUUCCAGCUCCACCGUGGGGGCCUUCGCUGCCCAGAGACCGUGGCGAGGCGGAGGUGAAGGGUGAGCGUGGCAGCAUGGCAGUGCUGGGCUGCCGCCAGCAUGGUGGCCCUGGGGGAGCUGGGGCCAGACAUUGUGGGGACGCUGCCUGUUCCCCAAGGAACAGGAGAAGAGGAUGCCAGCGGUGGAGCCAGCCCGGCCCUGGAUCAGCCUCCACAGCCUGCCGGGUGCCAAGCCCUGAGGACGCCAUGCAGGGUCGACUGGAGUAACGGGCAGCCAGAGACUGGGAAUUUUUGGAGGAGCACUGCACUGGCGCUGCCCUGCCGCAAGCCCUCCUCGCCCUGCCUGGAGGCAGGUCCUCUCUAUCAUUCCCGGUGCGAGGGAGGGUCUGCCCCAGUCUCUGUGUUGGUUUGGAUCAGCGGGAUGCUGUCCCCAGCAGCUGGCCAUGGGCUCUGGCUGUCACCUGGGGUUCCCUGCUGCCUUUUUUUGGGAUGGAGAGCAGCAGCCGUGAUCCACCUGGGGCACAGAAGGGUCUGGGGUUGGCACUGAGUCACUGCUUCCAUCAUGAGGUGCUGUCCCAGCCAAUCCCUCCAUGUGCUCGGGGGCUCUGCUAGCCCCCGGGCCAUCUACCCCUUCCCUGGGUAGGAUGUGCUGUCCCUACCCCGUGUCAGGGCUGGUCCCUGACACUGCCUGCCCCUGCCUGCUCCGGUGCAGCCCCUGGCCCAGGCGGCCCCAGACACGCAGCGGGGCUUCUGCCACCACAAGUGCCUUUCCCCGGCUUCCUGCAGCCCUGCCUGUCAUGCCGGCUCUGUCCCCCUCCAAGUCCCCUCUCCGGUGCCUAUGGAUUCACCUUCCAAAUAAAGCAACGUUGGCGCUCACCAGGUGUCUGGGGCUUUGUGCCCGGGCUGGGACCUGCUGGGGACGGGAUCUGAGCUGAGGUCACACCUGGCUCUGUCACCCUGCACCCUGGGGCCUCCCUGCCUGGAGCUUCUGGCCGUGGCCGAAACGUCCUGGUGUGCUCCAGGGUCAUGGGCAGGUUCCCUGGUGCUGAGCCACCACCCCUGGUAAAGAGGCUUAAACCCCUGCCCUUGGGGACAGGGGCUGUCCCCGGCCCUCCUGCCCCCUCCAGAGAUGGGACACAGCCGGGUGCUCCCGCGGGAGC
Messenger RNA from Chroicocephalus ridibundus (black-headed gull), 2957 nucleotides. It is a transcript of the gene MARVELD1, whose product is annotated as MARVEL domain containing 1. The transcript has a single exon. Gene Ontology annotation, molecular function: structural constituent of myelin sheath. Gene Ontology annotation, cellular component: membrane. The coding region runs from base 213 to 746 and encodes 177 amino acids. NCBI's taxonomy places the organism in Eukaryota, Metazoa, Chordata, Aves, Charadriiformes, Laridae. The record is from RefSeq and is a predicted model, not a curated record. Gene Ontology annotation, biological process: myelination.